GAGCCGACUGACCAAUAAACAAUCGUCUCAUUGGCUUAAUCUGCGCAGGCUCACAACCCACCGGAUUUCUAUUGGGCCUUUCAAGCAGAGCGGAGGCGUGCCUCCCGGGGCUCCGCCCCGCGCUUCGACCCAGCCUCGGGGUCCAGGGCUGAGGCAGCGGGACGGAAGUGAGCGGGUCCCGCCCCUUCCCGCUCUGGCUUUCGUCGGAGCGGUCGCCUCAGCCGCUGCUGCCUGCCGUCCGGCGAGCCGGAGUCUCCGUGCUGUACCUCGGUCCCCGGCCGCACGGAGCCGGGAUGCACUGCUCCUGCUGUGGGUCCUCAUCAUGGAGACCAAACGGGUGGAGAUUCCCGGCAGCGUCCUGGACGAUCUCUGCAGCCGAUUUAUUUUGCAUAUUCCCAGCGAGGAAAGAGACAAUGCAAUCCGAGUGUGUUUUCAGAUUGAACUUGCCCAUUGGUUUUACUUGGAUUUCUACAUGCAGAACACACCAGGAUUACCUCAGUGUGGGAUAAGAGACUUUGCUAAAGCUGUCUUCAGUCAUUGUCCAUUUUUGCUGCCUCAAGGUGAAGAUGUGGAAAAAAUUUUGGAUGAAUGGAAGGAAUAUAAAAUGGGAGUACCAACAUAUGGGGCAAUUAUUCUUGAUGAGACACUUGAAAAUGUACUACUGGUUCAGGGGUACCUAGCAAAAUCAGGCUGGGGAUUUCCAAAAGGAAAAGUAAAUAAAGAAGAAGCUCCUCAUGAUUGUGCUGCUAGAGAGGUCUUUGAAGAAACUGGUUUUGAUAUCAAAGACUAUAUUUGUAAGGAUGAUUACAUUGAACUGCGAAUCAAUGACCAACUUGCUCGUUUGUACAUCAUUCCAGGAAUUCCAAAAGACACAAAAUUUAAUCCAAAAACCAGAAGAGAAAUUCGGAACAUUGAGUGGUUCUCCAUUGAGAAAUUACCCUGUCACAGAAAUGAUAUGACCCCAAAAUCCAAACUUGGUUUGGCACCUAACAAAUUUUUUAUGGCCAUUCCCUUUAUCAGGCCAUUAAGGGACUGGCUUUCUCGAAGAUUUGGGGAUUCUUCAGACAGUGACAAUGGAUUUUCCUCAGCAGGUGGCACACCAGCUAAACCCACAGUGGAAAAACUGAGUCGAACCAAAUUCCGCCACAGCCAGCAGUUAUUUCCUGAAGGUUCUCCUGGAGACCAAUGGGUGAAGCACAGGCAGCCAGUGCAGCAAAAGCCAUACAAUAACCAUUCUGAAAUGACUGAUCUUUUAAAAGCAAAGAAUCAGAGUAUGAGGGGAAAUGGCAGAAAACAGUAUCAAGACUCACCUAGUCAAAAGAAAAGAACAAAUGGGACCCAUAGUCAACCAGCCAAGCAGCAGAAUCUGUUGAUGAAAUGUGAGAAGAAACUGCAUCCACGAAAACUUCAGGAUAACUUUGAAGCAGAUGCUGUGUAUGACUUGACUUGCUCCAUUGAAGACCAGUUGCUAGAACAUCCUGAGGAACAGUCUGUGGCAUGUAAUGGACAUUGCAAGUUCCCCUUUUCGUCUAGAGCUUUUUUGAGUUUCAAGUUUGACCAUAAUGCGAUAAUGAAAAUCUUGGACCUUUGAUGGCAGCAGAUGUAUUGUAGAAGUCUCAAGAUCAGAGACCUGUUGCAUUUGAGCGGGUGUCUCCUCAAGCCUUACCUUUCUCAGGUGUUUUAAAGAAAUGCAGGGAGGCAGUGUUUCUGAAGUUUUUUCUUUUUUCCCGAAGAGAAAGUAGAAAUGAAUUUGCACUGUAAAUGCAGUUAUAACCUUUUAUCCGGUUUUACCUUUUCAGUGUUUGGAACAAGUUUUAAAUUGGUUUUUUUUGGAGGGCAUUUGUUCUGUGUGACUGUGGGUCUUAUUUUGUAUUCUGAUCAAGAAAAAAGUAUUUGAGUCACCAAUAAGUAGCCAAGUUAAUGAGAAGGUUCAUUUACCCAGUGCAGUGAUUGCAGUAGUAGUUUACUUAUCUGAGAUUUCCAAAGGAAACAACAUAUCCACUAGGUGAAUGAACGUAAGCACUAAGAUGUCACACCUGUCAGUACUGCCGCUCCUCUCUUGGGUGGCAUUUGGUCCUUUCUCUGUGUCUAACCAGUGAGGCUCUCUAGGACUCUGGCGUGGAGUUUUGUUGAAGGGAUUUAUUUAGAACCAGCAUCUGUACUGUAAUCAUGCGGAAAGGGAAAUCUUAGUCCUUUAUAAACACGAAAUCUGAAGCCUGAGAGGGAUUAUGUUGAUGUGGAGUUGAUGAUGUCAUUUUGAAUUGUGCUGCAUGCAGUCAGUGAAGCUGUGGAUGCUAAGCAGAGAGCACGAGGCAAGGGCCAGCAGUUACUUUGGGUCAUGUCUUCACCAUCUUGCCUGCCUUUGGUUUUGUACAGUGCUUUUGUUCUUAUGAAAAUUUACAUAUACCAGUUGUGUAAAUAUGUAUGAAAAACAGAGAUUAUUAGUUUUACAUUGCAUAUCAGUGUUGAUUAUAGAAAAUGAUGUUCUAUUGGGUUCCAAUUUACAGUAGUGGUAGAGAAUGACAUGCUCUUAUGGCAGACUGAGGCCCCUGGACGAUGGAGUCAGAAGGCAUGGGGUACGCAGUUUACCUAAGUUCAGAUAAAGCAUUUCGCUAGGGAAAAACCAGAGCAUGGAAGUAACACACACAACUCAAUCCUACGAAUGUAUUUUGCUCCUUCAGGAUUCUUAAAUCCAAAUAAAAAUGGCAAUGACCAUUUUAAGAAGGAUUUCAGCUAUAAUUAAGGACAAUCACCGGAGCUUUAAGGAGGCAUUACUUUUUUUGGCUGCAUCUGACCUCGUGGGGGAGGGGAGACGGAGUGUUUGAUGUAUGUGUGUGACUGUCAUGUGAGUUUUAAAAAUCUUUUUACAAGUGGUAUCCACAAAAAUAUAUCUGCUUAUAAAUGUUACUGUAGAAAUCUUUAUUCUCUAUAGGUGGCCCUCUGGGACUUUUAAAAGAAGGGCUAUUGUAAGGAAUUCACUUGGUAUUGCUACUUUGCUUUAGCUUUUAAGUGACUCGAUUUUAAAAGAGAAAUUUUAUUUAUUAUUGAAAGUGUCACUGUUGGUGCUAAGCAGAAUUCAUAAUUACAGCAGUGCGUUUAGAGUUAGGUGUCCAUAACCCUGUAUCUUUUAACAUGACUAAUUCGUGAAUCCUGUGACCUGUGCUUUUUAAUGCAUUACAUGAUUGUAUCUGAAAGUUCUUUGUUCUUCUCAGAAGUACAGCUGCUCUGCUCGGGUCUCCUUGAGCCAUAUUUGUAGUUGGUCCCACCAUUCCAGAUUUCUGUUUAAUUUUUAAGGGAAUGAAAUCUUUGCCUAACAGAUAAAUCAUUUUUACUUAUUUACUGUUGUCUGGAAAGUAUUUGAUUUUUAGGGUUUUUUUUUUAACACAUGACUUUUUAAAAAAUGAAUACUUUUGGUCAGUCUUUUUGGUGCCUGUGGAGUUAGAUUUUUCAGCCCCCAAUACUAAAAAGCGAAAGAGAUUAGUUACCAGAAGUAUGGUUUCUAAUGUGGCUAAGCGUUUUCAAGAACCAACCAAUUAUUGUUUUAAUUACAGUAGUUAUUACUGUUGUGCUGCUUCAUUUAAUGCACUGUGGAACAAACUAAGGUUAUGGUUGGGAUGCAGUUAUGAUAACUUCAGGCUUUUAACUCUCUUGACAGGUUGAGAUUAAACAUGUUAAAAGUGUGUAUGAUGUGACUUAACUAUGCAGAAUAAAUGUUUAAGUGGAUGUACCUGUUUUAUGUACAUCUGUUUUACUGCUUUUCAGUGUUCAGGUUACCUUGAGAUACGCCAUGCUUAGCACAAGACUAGAUGUUUUUGUUUAAAAUACUUUGGCAUGGUUUGAGGAAAUCAUAUGAUAAAGAAGUAUGCUGAAUAUGCAAUAACUUACUUCUGUUGAGUGCUGCAUUUUAAAAAUCUAGAGAAAAGUAGUUACAGUUUCAUUAUUUUUAUGUGUUUGAGUGAGAUAGAUCUUUAAAUUCUCAUUUUAAAUGUUCUUAUGUUCCAGCCAUAUAUGUUCCAAAGUGCAGUGCACUGUGAAUCUUGUUUUUUAAAACUUUGUAGGUGCUUUUAUGUAUAACUUUAAUGAUUUAUAGGCUGUUAAAUGAAUUGUUUUUGUAUUUAAUCAUUGUGAUCCAAACAGUAAGGAUGCAGUUUACAUGCUUUCUACAAAAAAAAAAAGAGAAAAAAAUGUAAGAAAUAGAUGGUUUUAAGAUUUGAUGUCUUCCUGAGACAUGAGCAUUUGAAGAGGUCUGAGAACCUACUAGACCUUUGGUAGCAAAGGUGAAAUUUGAUUAAAGAUGUUAAAAAAUUAAGCUCAAGUUUUGUGUUUACAUAUAUUUAUAUAAAGGAUAAAGCCUUCCAGUGCUGUCAGAGAAUUUUUGCUUACUGCUUGUUCUGACCUUUGAAUAUCAUUAUUUUUGUAUUAAGUAUCAGUAAGUGCAGAUAACAAAGAUACAUAAUGAUUUCAUGCUACAAGAUUGGGUUGUACUUAAUUUAGCUUUAGUACUUUAGUACUUUGUAUUGUCUUUUUAUUCAAGAACUCAAAUUAAAUGAAUGACAUCCUUCCAUCGUAGGAAUUAAAUUCCAUUAUAAAACUCAACAUUCUGUCUUCUCUAGAAAAGUUAGAUGUGUGUGCGUUACGGUCAGUUUGACUUCCUAUUCCCUUACUGCUGCCUUUGUCUGUAUCUCUCCCUCUCUCACCUUUAACAUUUACAAUACUUACAGUAAGGAGAGCAAAAUUAACUAUAAAAAAUUACUUUUUUUUAAAUUUAAAAAUUAGACUUUUUGCCAAGUUGUUUUUCUUACUGUGAUGCCUCUCUUGGCUUUUAUCUUUUCUUUGCAUCAGUGAACCUCCUUGCUCAGAGACUUUGUUUUCAAUGACAUUCACUGUGUGUUUGGAUUCUCUGAGGCAGUAUUUUCUUUGUAUAUUACACUCAUAAUUACGAUCAUUAAUACUAGGUCUUUGUGACUUUGACUUCAGUUAUCUUCCAGCUUGGGGAAGGAUCUCAAAUGUAUUAUUAUAACUUUAAAUUGAUGAUAAGCAAAACAAAGCCAUUAUUUUGCUGAGGUAUUCUUUUCCUUUAUACACCCGUCUAUGGGUCAACAUUAGUAAAACUACCGUUGUGGUAAACCUUGUUCCUGACAGCUUGGUGAAGCCUGGGUAGAAUUUCUCAUGUUACGUCCCAGGAUUUUAAAGUGCAGUACAUAGUUGCCAAAAAUUCUGAAAAGAAGCUUAUGAUGGAACUUUUGUGCAUCUUUUUCCCCCUAGAAUUGAAUUACUCUUGAGGCCUGUACCCUUGGGCCCGAAGGCAGCAGGUUGCAAAUGGUUCAUCUCAAGCUUCAUCUCAUGCUAUAUUCAGAAAAUAACGACAAAUUACUAUUUUAAAACAAAAGUUCCCAUUUGAAAAGAGAAGAUAGCUAUAGUUGUGGGGAGGAAGAGUCUAAAGAGCAAAUUGUACAAGAUGUAUCAAAACUCAAGCUGUGUGAUGCACCUGACAGAAAUGUGAUCAUUGCCUGGUUUAGGCAUAGUCUAAUAUAUAUGAUCAUUGCCAAAUAUUUUCGAUCCCUGAAGGAAGUGGGGUUUUCUCUAGAUAUGACUGCCUAGAUAUGACUGCCAAGCAAUUCAGUGAGUCAGAAGUCGUUUUCCUCACUUUGGAGACCAGCGUUUGGGAGCCUGGUUCUCCCUGUGCUGAUCGCCACAGAAGUAAGUGCAGCCACGCUGAAGUACACAGAUAACCCAGAGCACGCAGAGCCAGCUGUGGGCAGCCACGCACUUGUCCUGAACGGCAACUUGUUGCUCAUCAGCUACUUUCUUUGUGACAAACUGCAAUUAUUGCUCACAUAGCAGUCUGUAGCUGUGGAAGAGUGGAGCUGUUGUGAAUGGGAGUGGACUUUGUGCUCCUACUUCAACGUGAAAUACAGGGAAAUGUUCAUAAUGGAGUGUACUCUGGGUCCCCAGAUUCAUAAUAUCACCAAUAACAAGAUUUCAUUUCCUUUAGUUCUGCAGUUAGCAGAAGAGAUGGCUUAUCCGUAUCAUAGCAGCUUGAAAGCACAAUCUAAAAGAGACCAGCCUUUCCUAAGGUGUUGUAUUAGCUGAGCGAUGUUACUUAAGGGUGCUCUGAGGAAAGAGACUGAAUGCAGAAGUAGUUGUGGGUGGUGUGACUUUGUCUGCUUAGCAUACUUCACUAGAAGAGUUAAGGCCCUAAAUAUAUAUUUAGGAGGUACACAGUUGGCUUUUUUUUUAAUGACCAGUCUUUUGAGUGCUAUGUUUAAAGACUUCCUUCCUAAUACUUUUUCUUAGUCUGUUAGGCCAGGAAGAAGCUAGUAAGUCCUGGUUUUGUUUUGUUUUGGGUUUCCUAAUGAUUUGUCCCUUCUUGGAACACCCAACACCCUGUGUUUUCUUUUUUUCUGUGGUAUCCCUGACAGUGGUAUCAACCACUGUCAGAAUUUGCAAGUAGUGAUUUGCCUUCUGGAGAAGGUGACUUCAGUUUGACCGUUGGGCCACAAACAGGGCUGUGUACACCUGUGUUCUUGUGGCGCUCAGUGCACGUAGCUGUCAGAUUGGUUUGAGAACAGAGAAAACUGUGGUUUUAGGGUAAAAUGGAAUUUUACCCUAAAUUUGACCAGUAUUUGCUGGUCUUUGCGGGGUCUUCUUAGCAUAGUGGACUUUUUGAGGUAGGUAACAUUUUAAUCUACUUUUAGUGAAUCCACAAUUCUAAAACAAUAUAGAUACACACACUGGCAAAAUAUUUGGGGCACAACUCUACAUUGUCGUAUCUCAAGCUUUAAGAAAUUAACACAUGCCUUUUUGUAAUAUUUAGGAAUAAAUUAUGAGUGGCAGCAAAUGAAAGCAAAGUAAAGGUUCUCAACUGAAUGAAAUUUAGAAAAGUAAUCACUAUUCCUCAGCCGUUUGGUUGAUGUUACUACUUUUGGAACAUGAGUAGCAGUGGACUUGCGUUCUCCAUGCACUGAUAGAAAAGCACAGAAGACGCAUCUGUGAGAAUUCCUGCAUUUCACUACUGUCCUAGGACACUGCUGUCUCUGUGUUCAUUUUAGGUUUAUGUGUGGAUGUUGCACAAGUAACGAUCAAAUGUCAAGUACAAGUGUCUAAAGAAGUAGGACUUUAAUUUCCCUUUUCAUUUAAAGUUAGAACAGGAGAUGGCUAAUCUCACACUCACAAUAUUAUUUUUCUUCAGUAUCAAAUAGAAAAGGACAAUAAACCAUGAACUGUUUUGAUUUACAUUUUUUUCUUAUAUUUUUGAUGUUUGCUUACUAUCUUAAAACCUUAUUGUACUUAAAAAGAAACUUUGUUAAGUACUGAUUUAUCCUAGAUCUAUGUACAGUUCAGAUUUAAUUUUGUGUGUUGGCUUUAAUGAAACUUUGAAAGCAUCUUAUUUCAGAGUGAUUAAUCAAAUAAAGUGUUUAUAUAUUAGUUAAAGUGAAAUAUCUUAAAGAUUGUCUUUCAUCUAACCAAAAUAGUGCAUAGUUUAGUUUGAAAGGAAAUAAUUGGUUUUUUUAUACACUGUGCCUAUUUCUAAAGAUUUGGUGGCUUUUUACAUUGUUGUGAAAACUAGAUAAUGCUUAUGGAAGAUAGUCUUAAACAAUUUGGUAGUAAAUUUUAGUCUGAAAAAUAGGUAUUUAUGCUGAUUUAUGUUGAGUUAUUUUUGUGAGAUAUGAAAGUGGAAGGUAAAAAUUGAUGAAAUGGUUUUGCUAAAUAUAUGAAAAAUGAGACGUAUGACUAUAUAAGAAGUGAAAAGAACUUUAGAGUAAAUGUGAUAUUUUGAUAGAUUUGUAAACUUUAUUUCUCCAGUAAUUUUGUGUUAUGUGAAAUCACUUAACAUUUAAGUUUUGCUUAAAUUAUAGCAGCGUUUUAUUACUUUACCUUUCAGGGCAUUUUAAUGCCUGUGGAAAGACUGUAUAAGUAAACCCUUCAAGUGGUUCUGUCUACAGUAGCAAUAAAGUUCUUGCUGGUUUUUUCAGUUGUCAAGCAGAGCCAAUAAAGAACCCCAAAAUACCCAUUGAGUUUACCUUGUAGUUACAAGGAUUGAAACCUUUAAAACAGAUUUACUUCUGGAUUUAUUACACAGUGGUUCAACAAUAGCUUUGCCUUUUCCCCUCAGUAUUAAUAAAAGGAGUUGAGGACUGAUUUUAACUUAUCUUGGGUAUAACUAUCACAAAUAAAAGAUUUCAAGUGACUCAUGUUUCUGAAUUGAAAUUUUAGUGUUUGCAAGAGCAGUACACUUCCAAAGACUUGGAGAUGUCCACUGAAAAGAUGAAUAAAGUCCAAUAUCUUAAUGGUUUUUGUGCUCUAAACUUUUGUAAGCUUUUUGAUGUAAAUAAUACCAAUUUAGAAACUAAAAACUCUUAUCAAAUACAAUUAUGAAAGGUUGCUCAAAUACUGGUUUUUUCGUAAAAACCUUAUUCUGUUAAAUUUAGGCAAUGGAAUACCAAUAAAAUUGGCUGCUUGGGUAGUUUUACCAUCCCAACUUCUGCUACUGUUAGUUGCUACUUAUUAUGCAUUGAGUUACUUGUAUUUUGGUUACUGUCUCUGGACCAAUAAAAAAUAGCGACUAUGA
This is a messenger RNA of Chinchilla lanigera (long-tailed chinchilla), 8572 nucleotides long. RefSeq names its product decapping mRNA 2 (gene Dcp2). The transcript is spliced from 11 exons. Gene Ontology annotation, biological process: nuclear-transcribed mRNA catabolic process, nonsense-mediated decay; deadenylation-dependent decapping of nuclear-transcribed mRNA. Gene Ontology annotation, molecular function: 5'-(N(7)-methylguanosine 5'-triphospho)-[mRNA] hydrolase activity; RNA binding; manganese ion binding. Gene Ontology annotation, cellular component: P-body; cytoplasm. Lineage: Eukaryota; Metazoa; Chordata; Mammalia; Rodentia; Chinchillidae. The coding region runs from base 323 to 1591 and encodes 422 amino acids. The record is from RefSeq and is a predicted model, not a curated record.